AUGUCUCAUACUAAUUAUCAAUUCCCGCCAUCAUCUCCAUUACAUGAUGUAGAUGAAUAUUCAAUUAAUGAUCAAUUUGCAGCUAAAAAACAACCAGGGGUUAAUUUCACCAAAGGUUUUGAAAGGUUAACUAGAGAUGAAUAUCCAACUCCAAAUCCAUCAUCUUCAUUAUUUAGAUCAUCAUCACCAGCUAGAGAAAUUGAGAACUCACCAAAAAAGAAUGAUUUAAAAUCUACAAUUUCAAUUAAUAAAGAUUUCAAUGUUUUAAAUCCUGAUAAAUCAGUCAUUCGUAUUCCUUUAUUGUCUACGCAUACUCAUUUCAAUUUUGGUAGGUCUUCACGUAGUUGUGAAUUUGCAAUUAAUGCUAAAGAUUCAUAUAUAUCAAGAAUUCAUAUGAAGUUAACUUUCGAUAGUGAACAAAUUAUAAUAAAUUGUGUGGGAUCAAAUGGGUUAACUAUGAUUAUACCUAAAAAUUGUUUAAUUUAUCAAACUACAAACUCAAAAGAUAAUUUUAUAAUAAAAGAAAAUAAAACUGGAAAUCAAAUAGUUAAUGAUUAUGAAAGUAGAUCAAUUAAAUUAGAUUCAAAUCAUACUGAAUUUUUUAUGAGACAAGGUGAAACUAUAACAUUACCAAGAUUUGAAAAUAUUUUAAUUCAAAUUUCAAAGCAAUUAAUUUUGUUAAAUCCAAAUGAUGUGGAUGAAGAAUUAACAGAUGAGGAAGAAUUGCAAUUAAUCGAUAAACCUAGAACAACAACUACAUCAACUCCAAACACUAGAAUGGAAAACAAAAAUGUACCAAACACUCCACUGAAACCAAAACAAGAAGUCAAUCUCAAGAUUGCCGAGAAUAAAUUUGAUGAAACUCCAAUUAAAGAAACAGAGAACUCGAUUAAACCAAUUUCCAAAACUAAAUCUGAAACCCAAUUAAGUAUUCCACCACCAAAAUCUACAUUUAAAAUUCAUCAAGAAAAACAAAUACCAAAUAGAGCAUAUUCAACAUCUCCAAAAUUGGUCCUUUCCGAUAAAACAAAUACCAAGAAAAGAGCAUCUUCAGUUGAACCAAACUUGAAAUAUGCAGCUGAAAGCACAAACUAUCAACCAUUGAAAAAGAAGAAAUUCAUUAAAGAAUCUACUCCAGAAUUAGAUUCUUCAAUUUUGAAUAAAAUCUGUAAUCUUGAAGAAAUAAACAAUAUUUUGAUUAAUCAUUUAGCAUUUUCAAGAUUAAGUUCAACGCCUGCUUCGUUUUUAAAUACAAUUAGUGUAUUAACUUCAAAUUUAAAUUUAAGUCAAAUUAGAGCAAUUUUACAUAGUAUUGAAUGUAUUGGUAUAAUUUACAGGCAAGGUAAAGAUGCAGCUGGUAAACCAUUAGAAGAAGAAUAUUAUUAUAUGCCAGAAAAUGAUGAUGAUGAAAGUAGAAAAAACUUGGUAUCUAAUUUUAAAGGACAUGGAGGAUUAAGAAGUUGUAGAAAAACACAUAAACAAUAUUAUUGGAAGAAACCAGCACCUAUAAAGAAAUAG
This is a messenger RNA of Insectozyma verbasci, 1518 nucleotides long. The record is from the annotation of a GenBank genome assembly. NCBI's taxonomy places the organism in Eukaryota, Fungi, Ascomycota, Pichiomycetes, Serinales, Debaryomycetaceae.